Pelmatolapia mariae (spotted tilapia) is the source of this 1189-nucleotide messenger RNA. It is a transcript of the gene rcn3, whose product is annotated as reticulocalbin 3, EF-hand calcium binding domain. The record is from RefSeq and is a predicted model, not a curated record. The coding region runs from base 63 to 1016 and encodes 317 amino acids. Gene Ontology annotation, molecular function: calcium ion binding. The transcript is spliced from 8 exons. Gene Ontology annotation, cellular component: endoplasmic reticulum. Lineage: Eukaryota; Metazoa; Chordata; Actinopteri; Cichliformes; Cichlidae.
CUGUUUCUGGAGUGACCCGCUGCCCGUGUAUUGUAAUAAGUGGCGCUACAAAGCUGUCAGUUAUGAUGCUGCUGAAUUCAUUAGCAUCGCUCUACUUCCUGGCCGCUGUUGCCUUUGCUGUGCCUGCUCAGGAGAAGCGCAUCCAUCACCAGCCUGAUCUGAGUGACCACGCCCAUGAUGAUGCUCACAGUUUCCAGUAUGACCAUGAGGCCUUCCUGGGUAAAGAAGAGGCCAAGACCUUUGACCAGCUGACUCCUGAGGAGAGCAAAGAUAGAUUAGCGAAGAUAGUGGACCGUAUUGACACUGACAAGGAUGGCUACAUCAGCCACGGAGAGCUGCAUUAUUGGAUCAAACACCGACAGAGGAGGUACAUCGAGGAAAAUGUUAACAAACACUGGAAGGACUACGACAAGAACCAAGAUGACAAGAUAAGCUGGGAGGAGUAUAAAAACACCACCUAUGGCUACUAUCUGGGUGAGGAUUUUGAUGAUAUUGAUGACAAGGAGACGUAUAAGUCCAUGCUCAAAAGAGAUGAAAGGCGCUUUAAGACGGCUGACCGAGACAGUGAUGGCAUUGCCACACGUGAGGAGUUCACUGCCUUCCUUCACCCUGAGGAGUUUGAUUACAUGAAAGAUGUGGUAAUUCAGGAAACUGUAGAGGACAUUGAUAAGAAUGGGGACGGGAAGAUCAACUUAGAAGAAUACAUCGGUGAUAUGUACACAGCCGAGGAUGGGGAAAGUGAGCCUGACUGGGUCCAGACAGAGAAGAAACAUUUCUCAGAGAUCAGGGAUACCAAUAAGGAUGGGUACCUGGAUGCUGACGAAGUAGGACAGUGGGUUUUGCCUGGAGAGGUUGACCAUGCUGACAAUGAAGCCAAACAUUUGAUCCACGAGACAGACACUGACAAGGAUGAGAGAAUAACCAAGAAGGAGAUUCUAGCCAACUGGAACAUGUUUGUGGGCAGUCAGGCUACCAAUUAUGGUGAAGACUUAACGAAGAAGCACGACGAACUUUGAUGAAAAUGUAGUUAUGGGGAUAUCAGAGUAGGCGUGGGACUUGGGUCUGGAUUAUGCUGUUUUAGUUGUAUAAUCAAUAAUGUUCUUAUAACAAGCAGCAUGAAAACAUGUCAAAAUUUGCUAUCAAAUGUUUGUCUGAGUGUGUGGAUGGGAGGGUGUGGGAGAGAUUAAAG